Exaiptasia diaphana is the source of this 3739-nucleotide messenger RNA. RefSeq names its product ras GTPase-activating protein 1. The record is from RefSeq and is a predicted model, not a curated record. NCBI's taxonomy places the organism in Eukaryota, Metazoa, Cnidaria, Anthozoa, Actiniaria, Aiptasiidae. Gene Ontology annotation, biological process: regulation of GTPase activity. The transcript has 25 exons. Gene Ontology annotation, molecular function: protein binding. The coding region runs from base 44 to 2803 and encodes 919 amino acids.
UUGCGAAAUAAYAAGAGCCCGCGAUCUCAGAUCAAGAACCAAGAUGGCGGCUCGUGACAGGAAUGGAAGUCUUGGAUCUGACGGGGUUUUAGGCAAUGAACACGAAGCUGAUGGCCAAUUUGAAGACGAAAUUGGUUUAGAUUUAGAAGAUGAAGAACAAAAUAUUGAGCUAGCGUCCAGUGCGCCCCCAGAUGAUCAAUGGUACCAUGGAAUGCUUGACAGAGCAAAAUGUGAAGAAAGAUUAAAUGCUGAUGGUCGCCAAGGAGCUUAUCUUGUCCGUCAAAGUGACCGCAAGACGGACACAUUCUCCUUAUCGUACUUGAGUAAAAAUGGUAUAAGUCACUUUAGGAUUACAGCAGUUUGUGGGGACUACUACAUUGGUGGCCGUCAAUUUGAUUCMUUGUCUGACCUGAUUGGCUAUUACACAAAGUGGUCUUGUUUACUCAAAGAUGAGCAACUUGUUUACCCUGUACCACCCUUCGAGCCUGUGACUGGCAAGAAAAGGGUUGUUGCCAAAUAUACUUAUAACAAAACACCAGAUACUGAUGAACUAAGCUUUUGCAAAGGUGAUGUGUUUGUUGUUGAUAAYGUCAUUGAUAAUGAUUGGUUGUGGGUCACCUCUCAAAAGAACAAAGAAAAAGGWCUUGUGCCUGCUAGCCUUGUAGAAGAUGCUAAACCUGAGCUGGAUCCAUACGCUGGAAAACUGUGGUUUUUUGGUGACAUUACUAAAGAGGGAGCUCAAGAGCUUUUACUUAGAGAUGGUGCAGUAGGCAGUUUUCUGAUCAGACCAAGCGACAAAUCCCCAGGGGAUUACUCACUCAGUUUAAGGUAUCAAGAUGGUAUUACAAGAUUUCUUAUUCGKCAGCAAGGCUCACAGUGUCUUAUGGGUGGCAGGCUGUUUGAMAGUAUUGAUGAUGUUGUGAAGAGGUACAAGCAUGAGCACAUAGUUGAGGGAUUGUCUCUUAAAGAACCAGUAACCAGGCCACAGUCAUGGAACAUCCCUCAUAGACCGCUGACUGCCAGCCGUUCGAGUGACGUCAUGGAUGGGUUUACGUUUACAAAUCUAAACACCAGAUCAGGGAGUGUUGGUCCGUCUAUUAUCAACACAAGUCAACAAGCAUCCAARCGUGGUUAUCUUGUUAAGAAAGGGCAUCGUAAUAAAUGGAAAAGGAUGUUUUUUGUUCUUAAUGGACUUGAACAGCGUCUGUCAUUCUUUGAGAACGAAAAGCGCACCAAGCCAAAGGGUUUGCUUGACCUGACUUUCUCGACUGUUUACAUUGUGCAUGAAAACUUCUUUGGAAGACCAAACUGCUUCCAAGUGGUGGUCCGAGCGCUUGGCGAAUCAAGAAUGACGUAUCUUUGUGCGGAUACGCAAGACCAGGCUAAUGACUGGAUGGAUGCUAUUCAAAAGUUCUGUGGUAAGUCCAAGUCUACAGAUGCUGACAACGUGGAAGUGAAACAACUUAGAAGUCUAGAACUGAGCGUGAUUGAAGCGCAUAAACUUCCCCAGAACAAAGUUUCCCACGUGUACUGCUUUAUCUCGCUGAACGAAGUUAAAACGUGCCGUACGAAAACGUACGAAGGACAGAAGCCCCUGUGGAAUGAAGAUUUUAAAUUCAAUGAUCUACCAGCAGAUGUGGGGUGUGUAACCGUCAGCUUGUACAACAAGAGUUGGCAUUCAAAAGACAUCUUAAUUGGCUCUUGUACUCAAGCACUUCAUAAGCUCCCCAAGGGACAGACAAAGGAYGAUUGGUAUCCAUUAUGUGCACAUAACAGCAGGACAGAAGUAGGGACAAUAAGACUGAGAAUCAARUUCACGCAUGAAAUCAUUAUGCCUGUUCAAGAGUACGACAGUCUAAAGGAGAUUUUGAUGGAUAACGAGCUUGUAGCUGUCACUGCUUUGGGUCAGAUUUGUAAAGACCGCGUAUUGUUAGCGUCCACACUACUCAAGAUCUUUAGACAUGAAAAGCAAGAAAUAUUUUUACUGAAAACAAUGAACGCUAAAGAAAUCGAAAACCAAGACGAGCAGAGCACGUUAUUUCGUGGAACAUCGCUUGCUACAACCUUAAUGGACCAAUAUAUGAAGAUGGUAGCUAUUCCUUACUUACAACAGACCAUUAAGGAUGUCAUCAUAAAGAUACUGGACUGUAAGCAAUCUUGUGAGCUCAAUCCAACCAAGAUGGAGAAAGGCGCUGAUACUGUGGUGAACUUAAAACAACUCCUGGAAUUCCUAUUUGAAGCAAUAGAUGCGAUAUUCAAUUCUGCAAAUAACUGUCCACUGACGCUUCAAUACCUGUUCGGCUGUCUGCAGCAAAAUGUCAAAGACAAAUGGAUCGACCACAARACUGUAAGAACUAGAGUUGUGAGUGGGUUUUUAUUCCUUCGGCUGUUUUGUCCUGCCAUCAUGAAUCCCAAGAUAUGUAAUCUUAUGUCAGAAUUACCAUCGUCAACAGCAGCAAGAACGCUCACCCUCGUUGCAAAAUGUUUACAAAAGCUUGCUAAUCUCGUCGACUUUGGAGCUAAGGAGGCGUGCAUGACUCCAGUUAAUCCAUUCAUGCAGAAGUAUAAGGAUAAAGUUGUGGAGUUCAUUGAUCAAAUAUCGUCCAUUAACGAAUGCCCCGAUACGCACGAACAAGUGUCCUCUGACCCGGCACGUGAUUUGGCUGCCUUACAUGACAUUUGUGUUGUGUAUGAAGAAGAUCUUAUCCUACAGGGUGGUACACAGCCUAUUCUAAGAAAGCUGGUUUCAAUAACCAAAGCACUGCAUCAAAGAGAACAGCGAUAUAUUCACGACUCAAGAUAAUAUACAGUCUUAUAGAAAGGUUUUAUAAUUUCCCAUCCAAAUUGAAUUUCUCAGAAAACGUUGCCAAGUCUAAUUUAAAAAAUCUCUUUGAUAAGAUAUGACAAAUUUAUUGACAUAGUUGAGUUGAGUUUCCAAAGUGUCACGUGAUGAACUAAUUGUUGAUUGGUUGAAAUUUGUUGUCACGUUAAUGCCGAAACGAUUCUUUAAAAAUUAGUUAAAAAUAUAAUUUAGAGCUCUUAUAACAGGAGUUAAAAAGUCUCUUUGAUUUCCAAGAAAUGAUGAGCAUUGUAAAUAGAAUAAUAGUAUGAAAAAAAUCGCUUAGUUUGAACUCAUAGAGUAGACAUCCGUUGAGCAGCCUUAUAUGUCUUCUUCUAUCUUUUAUUUUAUUUUUGAUACGUUUAAAUUCUCAUUAUAUAGACCUGUUAAAUGAAGAUGAAGUAUGACCUCUUUUGCUUUAAGAUGCGCUAAUAGUUGAGCUUUGUCGAACCUAGGCUUUCACGGAUAGCUACUACAAAGGUAACCCACCCAGUAAUAUUUCUUUAUGUGAGCUUGAAAUUUGAUUUAGAUUUAUCAAUAGGAAAAUGCAUACCUACAUGCAUUUCUUACAAUCAGAAAUCGUUAUCAAACGUUUUAAUGGAUGUUGUAGCAGUUAUAUCUACUUUAUUAGACCAUAUCAUAAAAAUAUAAUUUAAUUUAAUUAUAGAACAAUUUUAAAUAAARCAGUCAAGCAAUAGAGAAGUUAAAUAAUAAUUGACAGAGAAAAAUGUAAGUUAGCAAUCAAAUAAUAGACUAAAACAGUUAAUGUAGUAUUCCAGUAGUUUCCUGUUAAUCCAAUCAUGACUCUACUACAAAAAUAACUCUACAAACGUCUUAUCAAGUUGUUUAUUACAUAAUGGAGAUAUUUUAAUAAUGAAAUAAUAAAAGAAAAUAUAAAUA